Molecule: messenger RNA, 750 nt
Organism: Seminavis robusta
Lineage: Eukaryota; Bacillariophyta; Bacillariophyceae; Naviculales; Naviculaceae
Source: the annotation of a GenBank genome assembly
AUGAAUUUCAGCCCACCCAACAGUGCCGCUGAGCAUGAUGAAUUCCUCCGCACACUUGUGCGCCUCAAUCAGGAGGGUAUCGACCGUUUGAAGGUAAAGGAUAUGCGAGGAGCAGUUCGCUUCUUUGCAAAUGCUGUGGAACUGGCUCGUAUCAGAACGAACACAGUACCAGCGAUGGACAUUGAAGAAGACUUAGCGGCUCCAUCCAAGCUCAGAUUGGUUUCAGUGCCUCUCCCCCCUCUUGGUCAACGGGCUGACGAAUCCAUCCUUCAUGUUCACAAUUGUGCCUUUCAGGUGAUGUUUCAUCGUCCUACCACAGGAGACCACCACCAACCCAUGAAUGCCAGUGACACCAACGCCAUCGUUACCGCCAUUCUCUUCAAUCUCGGCUUGGCAUGCCACUCGUUGGGCAUGCAAUUCCAGAGUGCACAGCAUCUGCAAAAGGCAUGCAACUUGUACAAUCUCUGUGUGACGCGGAUGAUCCCAAGACUGCUGCCCGACCAUCAUCCAUUGGGCGCUAAAACCAUCAUGACGGUUGUUUGCCUCAACAACCAAGCCCAGAUCUACUACGAUUGUUGGGGCAACGUGCCUCUGGCGAUGGAACUGGCCACUCAGAUCCAACGUCACGUGGAUCAGUUGAAAACCUCCCAGAAUGGGCAACGGCUCAUUGGUUCUUCAGAAGUAGGGGACAUUCUCUUGAAUGCUUACAUCAUGUUGCAUUCCAACCGGAUCACUUCAGCAGCGGCUUGA